AUGAAAUUUGUAGGAGCCUAUGAUGAGGCUUUGGAUGGGCCUUUUUACACGCACCUUGGUACUGCUCCAUCAAUUGCACACAUCAGGAGGAUCAUGAUUGACAGGUUGAUGAUUAAAGAUAAUGAACUUCGCAUAGAAAAAGUGAUUUACACUGGCAAAGAAGGCAAAAGUCUUCAGGGUUGUCCGGUUGCAAAAUGGAUAUUACGCAGAUCAGGUCCCGAAGAAAAGGCGUUGGUAAUUGUUCGUUCAAUAAAACAUCACUACUGCAAGAAUUCGGUGAUAAUCAUUGGCAUUUGUUUAUGGGAUGGAUUGCCUGAAGAGCAUGCCACUCAACUGUAUGAUUACUUGAGAAUGACUCUGCCCAAAUGUGCUGAAGCCACUGAGAGGAGGUGUGCCACUAACGAAAAGAGGACAUGUGCGUGUCAGGGAUGGAAUGAAGAGACAGGUGGAGCAUCCUUCAGCUUUGGUUGUUCGUGGAGCAUGUAUUAUAAUGGAUGUAAAUUUGCCAGAAGUGCGUCACCGAGAAAAUUUCAUCUCAAGAACAACAACAUUGAAGAGGAGUUGGUGUUGGAGCAUCACCUGCAAACACUGGCAACCGUUGUAGCUCCCAUCUACAAAAAAGUGGCUCCUCUAUCUUUUGAGAAUCAGGCAUGUCGUUCUUAUCACUAUUACAAUUUUACAGACGAGGCAUCUGGGUGUCGGCUCGGUUACAAACCAGGCAGGCCAUGGUCUGGUGUCACUGCUGUUGUCGACUUCUGUACUCACUCACACAAAGAUUUCAAUAAUAUGAACAAUGGAUGCACUACUGUUUUAACACUGACGAAGCACAGAGGCUCGGGCAAGCCUUGCGAUGAACAGUUGCACGUGUUACCUCUUUGUGUACUUGAUGAGACGGAUGAACAUGGAAGUAGGGAUGGUGUAGUAAAAAGGAUGAAAUCAGGCUCCAUUGAAUGUCUCACGUCUUAUCCA
This is a messenger RNA of Helobdella robusta, 969 nucleotides long. RefSeq lists its product as hypothetical. The record is from RefSeq and is a predicted model, not a curated record. Gene Ontology annotation, cellular component: nucleus. The transcript is spliced from 7 exons. The annotation marks the transcript as partial. Gene Ontology annotation, molecular function: DNA 5-methylcytosine dioxygenase activity. Gene Ontology annotation, biological process: positive regulation of transcription by RNA polymerase II; oxidative demethylation. Lineage: Eukaryota; Metazoa; Annelida; Clitellata; Rhynchobdellida; Glossiphoniidae.